UAGAACACUCUGAACUUGCCGGACAAAAACGACACCGUUUUAACACAAAGGCAUUUAGAACCGAACCCUUAACACUGACUAAACUUUGACCCUUUCAAAUUGUGCAAUUUCCCAAACCCUAGCUAAGUUUCGUCAUCUUCAACAAAAUUCACCAACCUCAAUCUCUCCAUUUUUCUUCAAUUUUCACUCAUCGAAUCUUCAUUCAGCUCAUCUUUCUAUAAACCCUAAUUUUCAAACAAUUCUAUGUAAACAGAGAUCACAGUGUAUUCUUACUCGGCCUCUUCUUCUUCAAUCAGUGGAUCCUCCUAAUUCCAGAUCGAGGCAAACACCACUUGAUUCAGAAUCAGUAUUUGGAUAGUGAUGUCUGUGAACAAUAAUAACCCUUCAAAAGGCAUUGGUGGAUCUUCAUCCUCCUUUGGAAAUGCUGGAAUGCAAUCCCCUUCUAUGUCUACAAACCCUGUGUUUUCACAAGCCCAAGCCCAAGCCCAGGCCCAGGCCCAAGCCCAAAUUGCUGCUGGUUUUCAAGGGCAGUUUCCACAGUCUCAAGCUCAUGCCAUUGUUCAAGCACAGUCUAAGGCUCAGGCUCAAGCUCAGGCUCAUGCACAAGCUGCGGCCGUAGCUCAUGCUCAACUCCAGGCUCAUUUGCAAGCUCAAGGGUUGACUCUUAACCAGAAUCAGGUUGGUGGUUUGGGGAAUUUAGGGGUUUCGUCGUCGUCUAUGUCUACGCCUGCGAAACGAGGUCCUUUGAAACCACCUAUGCGGCCGGUUGGAUUUUCGCCUCAAAAUAAUUUCUCGCCGUUGAGACCGAUGGAACUCACGCCUGCUGCAAGGAGGAAGAAGCAGAAGCUUCCUGAGAAACAGAUGCAGGAAAGAGUGGCUGCUAUCCUGCCUGAAUCGGCUCUUUAUACACAGCUUCUCGAGUUUGAGUCUCGUAUUGAUGCCGCGCUUUCUAGAAAGAAGGUUGAUAUCCAGGAAGCGCUGAAAAAUCCGCCUUGUAUUCAGAAAACUCUCCGUAUCUAUGUAUUUAACACAUUUGCUAAUCAAAUUCGCACGAUACCUAAGAAGCCGAACGCCGAGCCUCCUACAUGGACACUGAAGAUAGUUGGGAGGAUAUUGGAAGAUGGUGUUGAUCCUGAUCAGCCAGGAGUAGUUCAGAAGCAGUCUUCAAUGUAUCCUAAGUUCUCGACUUUUUUCAAAAAAGUAAUAAUUUCUUUGGAUCAGAGGCUAUAUCCUGAUAACAACAUUAUUGUGUGGGAGAAUUCUCGAUCACCUGCUCCUCAAGAAGGUUUUGAAGUGAAGAGGAAAGGGGAUAAAGAAUUUACGGUGAAUAUACGGCUGGAAAUGAAUUAUGCACCUGAGAAGUUUAAGCUUUCGACGGCAUUGACAGAAGUUCUUGGUAUCGAGGUUGAUACCCGUCCGAGAAUUAUUGCUGCGAUCUGGCACUAUGUGAAGGCUAGGAAACUGCAAAACCCUAACGACCCUUCAUUUUUUCACUGUGAUCAAGCUCUUCAGAAAGUAUUCGGUGAAGAAAAAGUGAAGUUCACAACAGUUUCGCAAAAAAUAUCGCAACAUUUGUUCCCUCCACAGCCUAUAAUGUUGGAGCAUCAGAUCAAACUCUCGGGAAAUAGUCCAGCCGGGAGUGGUUGUUAUGAUGUGACUGUUGAUGUUCCUUUUCCUAUUCAAAGAGAGUUGUCUGCACUAUUGGCUAAUGUCGAGAAGAAUAAAGAGAUUGAAACAUGUGAUGAAGCGAUAUGCGGAAUCAUCAGAAAAAUUCACGAGCACCGAAGGAGACGGGCAUUUUUUCUUGGUUUUAGUCAAUCUCCGGUAGAAUUUAUUAAUGCCUUGAUUGAAUCUCAAAGCCGGGAUCUGAAAACUGCAGCUGGUGAACCUAGUCGCAGCGCGGAAAAAGAGCGUAAAUCUGAUUUUUUCAACCAACCAUGGGUUGAAGAUGCUGUUAUUCGAUAUUUGAAUCGCAAACCAGCUGCAGGAAGUGAUGCACCGGGAAGCACAUAACACCGACACCGAUCACCGAUCGAAAGUCCUAGUGCUCCAUAAAAAUCAUUUAUACCUUUAUGUUAUGCAUUUGAAAAUGGUAGUUUUCCAUUUUCCAUGCUGUAUUUGUGAAUACUUCUCCAUAGUAUGUUGAUUAUGCAAGCACCGCAACUAGUUUUGCAGUGCUGAUAAUUUAUAAGCUAGUUAGGAGAAAAAAUGGUAGCACCAUAGUUUCACAUUUCUGUAGUUCUAGUUCAUCUUUAUCUACCUGAGAUGUUUGACAUGAUGAAAAAUUGUAUUAGAAAGGAUUAAUCGGUGUACAGUAUCUUCGAUUUUCUUGCGAUGGCGAUCCGUGGGAAGUGAAAAACAUAUGUUUCAUGCA
Messenger RNA from Lathyrus oleraceus (garden pea), 2374 nucleotides. Its product is annotated as SWI/SNF complex component SNF12 homolog. The transcript has 3 exons. Bases 361 to 2013 code for a protein of 550 amino acids. Lineage: Eukaryota; Viridiplantae; Streptophyta; Magnoliopsida; Fabales; Fabaceae. The record is from RefSeq and is a predicted model, not a curated record.